UAAGCUAGAGAGCCUCAUAAGUGCAGUUCAAAAUGAAAAUGGGCGGGCGUCUUCUACAUCAUAAUAUCUUCUUCUAGUUUCUAAUUCCAACACAGAAAACAAAAAAACAAAAAAGGGAAAAAGAAAACAAAUUCUACUCAUGACGAAAGAACGCUCCAAUUUCCGAUUGGAAGCGAACGAGAACGAAUUCGAGACCGAGAACGAGGUUGGGAUUCACUUUCCGCCUCCUCGAACGCCUCUCAACACCAUCGCCGAUCCAGCUCAGUUCCAUUCCCGUCGACAUUCCUAUUCCGAUAGAAAGCUCGAUUACGGCAACGCCACUCCUCCAAGGCCUUCCGCUUCCGGUCGUGGAGCUGGAGCUGGACCGAAGGCGAAGACUGCCUCUAAAGUUGCGCUGUUAUCAUCAUCGUCGUCGUCUUCUUCUUCAUGUGAGGUCGAAUUGCCGCAUUUUGAGCUCCAACAUGAUUCUACUUUCUGGGCCGAUCACAAUGUGCAGGUUUUGAUUCGAAUUCGGCCUCUGAGUAGGGUGGAGAGCCACGCUACUUGUUUGAGGCAGGAAUCGCCACACACUUUGGUUUGGCUUGGUCAUCCCGAAACUCGAUUUACCUUUGAUCAUGUUGCUUCCCCCACUAUCUCACAGGAAACCCUCUUCCGGGUUGCUGGCCUUCCCAUGGUGGAGAAUUGCUUGUCUGGUUACAAUGCUUGUAUGUUUGCUUACGGUCAGACCGGCAGCGGAAAAACCUAUACCAUGAUGGGGGAGAUAUCCCAGAUUCAAGAAAACCUCAAUCUAGAUUCUGGUCUAACUCCCCGCAUUUUCGAAUAUUUGUUUACAAGGAUUUCUGCGGAGGAAGAAAGCAGAAGAGAGGAACAGUUGAAGUACAGCUGUAAAUGUUCCUUUCUCGAGAUAUACAACGAGCAAAUUACUGAUCUUUUGGAGCCUUCUUCAACUAAUUUGCAACUCAGAGAAGACUUGAACAAAGGUGUAUAUGUAGAAAACCUUACAGAGUACAAUGUCAGGAACGUUAAUGAUGUGGUCAAGCUUUUGCUGCAGGGUGCUGCAAACAGAAAAGUGGCAGCCACACGUAUGAACAGUGAGAGCAGCCGAUCCCACAGUGUUUUCACUUGUACAAUUGAGAGCCGCUGGACUAAGGAUUCUUUGGCCCAUUUUAGAUUUGCCAGGUUGAAUUUAGUAGAUCUAGCUGGUUCUGAGAGGCAGAAAAGCUCUGGCGCAGAAGGAGAUCGCUUAAAGGAGGCAGCAAACAUCAACAAAUCUUUAUCAACACUUGGCUUGGUGAUAAUGUCUCUAGUGGAUUUGGCACAUGGGAAACAUAGACAUGUUCCCUACAGAGAUUCAAGACUUACAUUUCUACUUCAGGACUCUCUUGGUGGAAACUCCAAAACCACUAUUAUUGCAAAUGUCAGCCCAUCUAUAUGUUCGGCUAAUGAAACACUUAGCACUCUAAAGUUUGCUCAGCGUGCCAAACUUAUUCAGAAUAAUGCUAAAGUGAACGAAGAUGCUUCAGGUGACAUAAAUGCCCUUCAGCGGCAAAUCCAACAGUUAAAGGGUCAGUUGUCCUUUCUAAUGAAGGAUAACCACAUUUCAAAGUCUUUGCCAAGUUUUGUGCCAAGUGCUAAAGAAUCUAGAUUCAGUGACAUGUCUGAGGAAUAUGAUUCUCUAGGGGACAACACGGAGUCUUAUAAUCAAGUGAUUCAUCCUGUUGAAAACAAGAUAAAAACUUUGGAAGCUAAUUUAUGUGGGGCGUUAAGGAGAGAAAAAAUAUCAGAGACUGCAAUGCGAAAGUUAGAGGAUGAACUUGAAAACAUGAAAUGUUUGGCACGCCAAAGAGAAGAGGAUGCUCAACACAGCAAAAUUAUGUUAAGGUUUCGGGAAGAAGAAAUUAAACGACUUGAAUUAUUGACAAAUGGAAAGUUGUCUGCUGAGAAGUAUCUUGUAGAAGAAAAUAAGGUUUUAAUGGAAGAGAUUCAGCUGCUUCGAGCAGAAAUGAAUAGAAAUCCAGAAUCCACCCAGAACUCUGUUGAAAAUAAUAGACUUCGAGAGCAAUUACAAACUUUCCAAAACUUUUAUGAACAUGGAGAGCGAGAAACAUUGAUAGCUGAAGUGUCAGAAUUACGCAAUCAGCUUCUUGGUAUGUUGGAAGAAAAGGUUCCAUUAUGCAGAUUUACUAAAAAUCAGGAUGAGGAUGCAUCAAAGGAAUUAGAAGCUUGCAGGAUUAUGAAUUCCAAAUUAAUGAGAGAUGUUGAAGAACUACAAACAGAACUGAGAAAGAAUCUGAAUUGUAAUCAAGCUGCCUCUGAUUCUGUUAAGAGCAUAUCAAUGCAAAGUGAUGUAAAUGAGAUGGCAUCUUAUAUCCAAACAAAUGACAAGGCUUUGCAAAAUGAAUUCUUGGGACUUAAUGAUUUAGAUAGUAAAGACAAUGGCCUGGUAAAAGAAAGCAACAAAGAUACUGAAAGAAUGGUGUUACAAGCUAAGUUGGACAGAAUGACCAAGGAUCUAGAAGAAGUUAGGCUACUAAAUAACCAUUUUCAAGAAGAGAAAAUGUUGCAGUUUUCUUGCAACCAAACAGCUGAACUAGUUCGUGAACAAGUUGAGAUGGAGACAGCGAGAACAAUUCUUCAAUUACAAGAAGAGGUUGAUGCAAUUCAAUGCAAGCUUGAUGAGAAAUUAUUUAUUAUGACUCAAGAAAAUGCAAAGCUACGAAAUAUUAUAGCAACUAAAGAGGAAGAAAUUAUGGUAGUGAAUACAGAGUGGGAAAAGGCAACCUUAGAGCUAACAGGAUUCCUUGCUGAUGGUUCUAGAUCCCUAAAAAGUGUCUCCAACCAAAUAGAAAGUAUUGCUCAUUCAUUUCCCCAAGCUAAUCUUCAUAUUAGCGAACAUGUCCAGACAGCUGCUAGAAUUUACAUUGAGAAGGAAGAAUCAAUUCUGCAUCUGAAGAAGAGCUUGGAAGAUGCACAAAACACAGUAAUUGACAUGGUGCAAAAGCUGAGUUCCUUAAAAGGUGCAACAUUGGCUUUAACUGAAUUCCCACAGUCAGAUAAUGAUGCAAUCUGUAAAGAACAUGUCAGCAUGUUGUUGAAUGAUAAGAUCAACAUGGUUAAGCUGUUAGAGGAAAAACUCAAUUUCAAAGAGGCUCAGGUUAAUGAAGCAGAAAAAUGUGCUACUCUUGCUUCCAUUGUAAUGAGCUGGCUCUUUGAAAAUGAAAAGGUUGCCCACAAAAAUGAAGCAAAAUGUAUUAACCCUCCUGCCGAAAUGGCCAAUCUUGAAAUAUCAAAGGCUUUUGCAGUGGAAGAUGUUAUGGCCGAAGCUGAGUCGAUGGGGUUAGAAAUAUUUGAAUCUGAAAAGGCUACGAUGGAACUGAAAGAUCAAUGCAAGAAUUUCGACUAUAGCACAGAUGAUACACCAUCAAUGAAAGCAUACAAUUAUCAGAACUUCAACAAUCAGUGCCACAUACUGCAUCAAAUACAAGACGAACUUACUAAAGCAAACUACAGACUGAAAGUAAUUGAAGAUUUCGUUCAUGCUGAAGUAAAUGUACUUGAAUCCUCUGCAACUUACGACGAUGUUGUACAUGCAGAUGUGUGGAGUUCUGAUUGUUCUUCAUCAAGCUCUGAUUUCUCAAUUGAAAGUGUAGCUUCGGGAAACAUGUCAGAUGCCUCUUCACCUAUUUCCUCCUCUACUUUACCCAAUAAACAAACUGGGAAAAUGAUGUUGACAAUUGAAGUCCCAACGCCCACAUCUGAUCAUCAACAUUUAGAAAGUUCAAAUAUGCCUUUGGAAUUUGACGAAGCAACAAAUUUACACCUUAAAAAAGAACUUAUAGUGCUAAUUGAUGCUUUUGACCUGCUACAUAUUCGUGUAGUCACACUUUAUAAUAGUUUGGAGUUUGGAGUUUGUUCAGACCAAGAAGGUUUCAAACAGUUUAUUCCUUCCUCUGAGUCGACAUUGGAGAAAGCUAAUGUGUAUUCUGAUUAUACUAGAAAGGUACCGGCUGAUGAAAAAAAUGAGCAUGCUAGAAGAUUCAUCACCAAAUUUGAGGAAGCCCACGCUACAAUAAAGGAAGCCGAUUUUAUGUUAAAUGCUUUGGUGAAGGCAAAUGAAAAUGCAAUACAGUUGACUGGUGUUUGGAAACACACAGGUGAGGAAUUGAUGAUAGAGCGAGCAAAUUUGAUCAAAGAAGUUGAACAUUUGAAAUCUACAAUACUUGUGAAAGAAAAUGAGAAUAAAUUACUUCAUGAUGAAGCAAAUUGUAGUUUGGUAGAGAUUGCAAGCUCACUGUCUUCACUCGAAGAAUGUUAUAUGCAAUUGAAAAGUGAUGAGGAGAAAUUAACAGCAACAUACUCUGAUGUCUUUUCUAUGGGAAUGGAGAUGUUAAACUUCAUAAGCAACUCAAGAUCAUUUCUAGAAGAUAUAGGCCUUGAGAUUGUGGGGAAGAAUUUUGCUGCAUUUGUCCUAUAUCAAUGUUGUGUUGGAGGGCUAAUCAACAAAAUCCCAUCUUUGAAUGUAGAAACUGAUCUCCAUCUAUUCUCUCAUCAAGAAAGCAAUGCGCUAGUGAACGAGCUGCAAAGUAUUUGUUCAGAUGAUGGUAAUAAAAUUAUGGUUACUAGUAAUAAGCUUGUUGGCGAAGGGGUUCAGAGAGAAGUAAACAGCAGCAUGGAAGGCAAUGAUAUGUGCUCAUCUAAUGAUUAUAUGAUAAAUGAGAAUAUAGCACUCAAGAAAGAAUUGAAACGGAAAGAAGUUGUACUGGAGGGUUUGCUAUUUGAUUUUAGUUUGUUGCAGGAAUUAACAUCAGACAAAAAGGAGAUCAAGGAAGAAUCUGAUAAAAUUGUAUGUUCUUUAAGUCAAGUUCAACUUGAACUAGAGGCUAAAACAAGACAACUUGAUGAAAUGUUGGUUCAGCAUAGAAAACUUGAAGGUCGCCUAAUUGGUACCGAAGAGGCUCUUGUUAUGUUGAAUUCCAAUCUUGCUGAUGCUAAUGACAUAAUCGACAGCUUAUCAGAGCAAAAUGCUGAGUUGAAGAUGAUUCUAAAAGAACUCUAUCUCAACAAAUCAGAGGUUGAAAGACAACUGGAAGAACAGAAAGAGAUAGUUAAUAGUUUGGAAGAGGAGGUGCUUCAGCUCACUUCUUCAAUAGACAAAAAAAUUGAAGAUAAUUUAAGAAGGGUCACUAGUGAGAAAGAUCAACUUCAAGACGAAGUUCAAUCCUUGAUCGAUAAAGUUGAGAUGGCCUAUGCAUUAGUUGAUGAAAAAGAAGCUAUGAUAAUUGAAGCUCGCCAGGUGUCUGAAGCAUGUAAGAUAUAUGCUGAACAGAAGGAAGACGAGGUUAAAAUUUUAGAACGUUCUAUUGAGGAGCUUGAGUCUACCAUAAAUGUACUCGAAAAGAAGGUGUUUGAGAUGGAUGAUGAGGUAGAACGGCAUCGGUUGAGCAGAGACUCGUUGGAAUUGGAACUCAAAGCUCUAAAGCAGAGAUUACUAAACGUUGAAAACUUAACAGAAGAUGUGGAUUCAGAAAACUCAAAUGUUGAACAUUCUGAAAAUCAGAUAUACAGGCAACUACAUAACAAAGCCUUGGAACUUCACCAAGCUCAAACUCGAAUAAAGCUUCUUGAAGAGGAAAGAGCUGAACAAGAUAAAGAGAUCAACCAACACAAGGAGUAUAUCAGUGAACUCAUGUUGCAUGCAGACGCCCAAGCUUCUCAAUACCAACAAAAGUAUAAGACAUUGGAGGCCAUGGUUCAUGAAGUCAAAAUAGAUUCAAUGAGUUCAACAUUGAACAAAGCAGAGAAAAGCUCAGUAAGAACAAGGGGCUCCAGCUCACCAUUCAAAUGCAUUUCGAGUAUAGUUCAGCAGAUGAAUUCGGAGAGGGAUCAGGAAUUGUCAACAGCCAAGUUCCGUAUUGAGGAGCUAGAGGCAAUUGCUGCUAGUCGACAGAAAGAGGUGUGUAUGCUGAAUACAAGACUAGCUGCAGCAGAAAGCAUGACACAUGAUGUGAUUCGUGAUUUGCUUGGUGUGAAAUUGGACAUGAGUAACUUUGCAAAUUUGAUGGACCAUUACCAAAUUAAGAAGCUUGUGGAGGAUGUCCAUCAGCAAACUGAAGACUUUAUGGAAAAGGAGGAAGAACUUGUCCGCUUAAGGAAGCAAAUUAAAGAUCUAAAUGAGGAAAGAGAAAGCUGCAAACUGGAAAUAAAUAUGAAGGAAGACGAUUUACUUAGUGCCCAGAUAACUGUUGAACAACUCCAAGAACGGGAAAGCUUUCUUUCCACUCAGAAUGAGAUGCUGAAGAGAGACAAGAACAAUCUGAAGACAACGAUAGCAGAACUGGAUGAAAUGGUGAAGGCACUUCUUGGAACAAAAUCUAAACAAGAGCCAACUCACACUCACCCAACGUCAUUGACCAAGCAGAAGAAAUUGAAAUCGGUUGAUGGUGAUUUUAGCAAGAGGCUAGAACAGUCUGAAAAGCUUCUUUCUCGUGUAAACGGUGAACUUGCUCAGUACUAUAAAUCUCAUGGCGCAGGAACAAGUUACAACAGCAAGCAGAAGAAUCAGAUUGGUUGAUUUGGAACCUUAGUGGAAUGCGGGUGUGUUUCGUGGUGUGAUUUAGAAGUAAGAAGUGGAGAAUUACAGUUCAAUUGUAAUUAAUAACAAGAACAGUUCACGAGUAAAUAAUUGUUUCCAUUCUUUAGGAAA
Humulus lupulus (European hop) is the source of this 6703-nucleotide messenger RNA. RefSeq names its product kinesin-like protein KIN-12C. The record is from RefSeq and is a predicted model, not a curated record. NCBI's taxonomy places the organism in Eukaryota, Viridiplantae, Streptophyta, Magnoliopsida, Rosales, Cannabaceae. The transcript has 33 exons. Gene Ontology annotation, biological process: microtubule-based movement. Gene Ontology annotation, molecular function: microtubule binding; ATP binding; microtubule motor activity. The coding region runs from base 140 to 6571 and encodes 2143 amino acids.